Molecule: messenger RNA, 727 nt
Organism: Teleopsis dalmanni
Lineage: Eukaryota; Metazoa; Arthropoda; Insecta; Diptera; Diopsidae
Source: RefSeq, a predicted model, not a curated record
CAGAUCUGUACGCAUUCGCAUUUUGUGUUCAGGUGUCAAAGGUUGUUGAAGUACAUUUCGGUGUUCUGAGAUUGAAUUGUGUUCCCAAAAAUCGGAGUUUGGUGAAAAUAAUUUAAAAAUAAAUAAAAACUGGCAUGAAAAAAUAGUAUUGUUAAAAACAUAUUAGGUCAAUCUGGAUUCGAUAAGUCAGGCCGCGGAUAUUAUUUUGCAACAGAUAAUAAAGAUAGACGUUACUUACCGGAAGAGGGACAAAGCACUCGCUGUGGAGUACGAGUAACGAAUUGUCCUUAUGAUGACACAAAUCCAACGAAAGUGUCUUCACAACCUAUAAACAGUAAUAGUCAAACCAAUAAUGGUUACUUACCUAUAAAUAAUAAUAGUAAUAAUAGUAACAAUAAUGGGCCUACUAAUUCUAGUCCAAACCAAAAUGGUUGGACCUAUAUGAACGAAAAUGAUAAAAAUACCAGAAGUGAUAGGGAUAGAGAGAGAGAUCAACAGAGCUCUGCCUACGGCGGCCGCCCGCCCCGUCCUUUAGGUGGCAGUUAUCUGUUCGAUCGAGAUAAUAAUGUCGUUUCAGUUGCCCCAUCCAAUGAUAAUACAGCUGACAACAAAGACGCUUCAACUGAAUUGGGUUCAAAAAAUACUGGAAGUAGUGUAAAUCAAGAACAUAAUGAUGGAAUGGCCAAUCGUGCUGGAAAUAAGCAAUAGGCAGUUCACGGUUCCACAA